GUCGCGGCUCCCCGCACCCUCCGCCCCCGACGGUGCCCCUGCUAUGAUGGCGGAAUACUCUCGUCUGGAUCCCUACCGGAAGGCCCGAUACGACCAGGGGGUCGAUGCAAAGAUAGUAAUCAUGGGCAAUACAGGCGUCGGCAAGACCAGCCUCCUCCACAGAUAUACCCAGGGCAAGUUCGAUCCCAAGAACACCACCUCCACCACUGGUGCAUUCUUUGUUACCAAGAAGGUAACCGUCGAUGGCACAAAGGUCAGGCUACAGCUGUGGGACACCGCUGGCCAGGAGCGAUUUCGCAGCAUGGCACCGAUGUACUACCGCGGCGCGAACGCUGCCCUACUAUUGUAUGAUAUCACGAAUGCCUCCAGUUUUGAAGACGUCCGCGGGUGGUUGGAAGAACUCAAGAAGAACUGCUCCCCCGACUUGAUCAUCUACAUCGUCGGCGCGAAGGCCGACCUCCACCAGUUCAGGCAGGUUACGUCCGACCUCGCCCGUUUAUCGCUCCACACCUGGUUUCCCCCACCACGCCCGCCAACGCCUCCUCCUCCUCCAGCGUCUGCGGCCGCUUCUACAUUCUCCUACAUUCGUCCCCGCUUCACAUCCUUCACGAGUAUCCGCUCCGUGCCCACAUUAGCACCAACGAACCCAAAACCGCAAUCCACCACACCCGAACCUGAUAAUCCUGCCUUCAAUGACCCACGCUCGUCAGCGAUCAAGCGUUCCAAUACCUCUGCCUAUACCCGUCCACGCGCCAAGAGCGGCGACCUACUAUUACCGAGGUCAAACUCGCUAGCCUCUGGCGUGCGGCCAAUACCCUCUCGAUUGGCACAUCGACCGGCGGGAUGGAACGACAUCGGUGACGGGAGCAGUAACAGCCUACCAGAAGACGAUGAUGAAGCGGAAACGGGUGAAGACCAGGAGUGGGGCCUCCGGAAAGGCAUGGAAUUGUUCGAGGUGUCAGCCAAGGACGACUUCGGCAUCCAGCAUCUGUUCAACAGCCUAAUAGCCGCUAUUAUCGAGAAAAAAGACAUGAUUGAGCGCGAGAACGAGAUUAAGCGGCGCGACAGUGUACUGCUCUCUAGCUCCGCAACGCCCGUAUGGGCUGCGCAGGCUGACCAAGAGGAAGCCCGCGAAAAGGCCCGGGCAGCCUCUAGCUCGUCAUGGAGCUGUUGUCAGACAUAGCAUCUUGCCAGCCACAACCUCUUUCUACCUCUGUACUGCCCUAGGUCGCCUAUUCGUUGCUCUUCAUUUUAUGACCCUAUGUUAUUACCUUCCCUACGCACAUUAUGACCCAACCUCUUCCCCUGAGGUUCCAGCACAUCUCUCGUCUGUCACACGCCCAACGUCCCAACGUCAUUCUCCUGUCUGUCCCGCUACGUUGUCCACCUAUCUCAUGACACUCUUCCAUUUAUCGCUUUUUACUGCAUAUCGUAUUGUACAUACAUUGUCCAUAGUGAUACAGCUAUGUUGGUUCUCGUAGCACUCAUGAUGAAAUGC
Dichomitus squalens LYAD-421 SS1 is the source of this 1498-nucleotide messenger RNA. RefSeq lists its product as uncharacterized. Bases 47 to 1183 code for a protein of 378 amino acids. The record is from RefSeq and is a predicted model, not a curated record. Gene Ontology annotation, molecular function: GTPase activity; GTP binding. The transcript is spliced from 5 exons. NCBI's taxonomy places the organism in Eukaryota, Fungi, Basidiomycota, Agaricomycetes, Polyporales, Polyporaceae.